Psylliodes chrysocephalus is the source of this 375-nucleotide messenger RNA. The record is from the annotation of a GenBank genome assembly. Lineage: Eukaryota; Metazoa; Arthropoda; Insecta; Coleoptera; Chrysomelidae.
AUGGUCGAAGAAGCGAGAAAAUUUCUUCAAGACAUUUUAACCAGAGUGAAUGGUUUACAUUGCAUAUUAAUCACAGACAGAGACGGAGUUCCAAUGUUAAAAGUUGGAAAUGAUAAGACACCAGAACAAGCGGCUAGGCCGAAUUUUAUUUCCACUUUCGGUUUGGCGAUCGACCAAGGAAGCAAAUUGGGUUUAGGCAAGACUACUACUUUAAUUUGUGCUUAUUCCCAGUACCAAGUGAUACAGAUGAACAAACUUCCUCUUAUAGUUUCUUUUAUUGCUAGUGAUACUUGCAAUACAGGUCAUGUUUUAGCUCUAGAGAAACAGAUUGAUAUCGUUGUGUCAGAUUUAGCAUUAGUUGUUACUGAAUCUUAA